AGAGGCGCGGCUCGAGUCACACACGCAGCGCCCCCGGCCGCCAAUAGGGCCGCCGGCGGCUGGCGCGGUAGGGCCGUGAGAGAGGCCGCUCGCCGCGAAGAUGGCGUCGGUGGCGGCCCGCGCUGCGGACGGCCCCGGCGGUGGCAGGCUGCUCCCUGUGCGGGAGAAGGCGCGUCCGGGGAGCCGGCCCGGGCAGGCUCCCAGGCGCUUGCCGGACGAGCUCGUCAAUCGCAAGGACAACGCGUUAAACGAGGAGAUGCGCGUCUUCGAGAAGGGGUUCAACGGGCCAGACCCGGGCGUGGUCACCCCGCGGACGCUGAGCCGAUCGGCCCGGGGUCCGGCCAGCAACAAGCCGGUGGAGGACCAGCGCAUCUUCUCCAACGGCAACUCGUACGUCGGAUAUUGGCUGGACGGCCGCAUGCACGGCAAAGGCCACUACGUCUGGGCUGACGGAAGCGAGUACGAGGGAGAGUUCCACGAGGGCUACAUGUGGGGCGACGGCAAAAAGAUCUGGCCCACGGGCAGGACCUACGAGGGCGAGUGGCGCAAGGACCAGAUGCACGGAGACAACAGCACGAACAAGAUGAGCUGGCCCUCCGGCGAGGAGUACAUAGGAAGCUUCAAGAAGGGUGUCUUCCACGGCAAGGGCACCCGCAAGUGGCCCAACGGCGACCGCUACGACGGCUCCUUCAAGCACGGCGUCCAGGAGGGCGACGGCUUGUUCCGUUGCGAGGACGAGGGCUGGGAGUACUCCGGCCAGUGGCUCCAGAACCGCAUGAGCGGGCGCGGGCGCGUGAAGUGGCCCAACGGCAUCCAGUACGACGGGCAGUGGAAGGAGGGCAUCCGCGAGGGCAAGGGCAAGCUCACCUGGGCGGACGGCGCCUGCUACGAGGGCGAGUUCCAGCACAACUGCAUCGAGGGCAAGGGAAAGAAGGUGCUGCCCGACGGCUCCUGGUUCGAGGGCCAAUUCCACGACAGCGAGCUCGAGGGCCACGGCACCUUCCACUGGCCCGACGGCACGGAGUUCGAGGGCCUCUGGCACAGCAGCGAGAUCGUGGGCCCCGGCAGCCACCGCUUCCCCAACGGCACCACCAUCACCGGCGUCUUCGAGAGCAACGGCGCCGCGGGCGAGGGCACAAAGAAGUGGUCCAACGGCUGCGUGUACACGGGCGCCCUGCAGAACAACCACAUCUUCCAGUACGGCGUCUUCCAGUGGCCGGACGGGCGCCGCUACGCGGGCCAGUUCCUCGACGAGAUGAUGCACGGGGAGGGCACCCUCUGCUGGUCGGACGACCACGGCGUGUGCCGGUACAAGGGCUCCUUCGAGCACAACGUCUUCCAGGGCCAGGGCGUGCUGGAGUGGUCCACGAAGGCCAAGUACACGGGCGAGUUCUUCAACGGCCUCUACCACGGCGAGGGCACUUUCGAGUGGCCAGACAAGGCGCACGUCUACCGCGGUCAGUGGCAGUUCGGGGAGAUGAGCGGCAGGGGGACGCUCACAGCGAGCAACGGCUCCGUCUAUUCCGGGGAGUUCCACGCCGGCAGCAUGGACGGCCGAGGCACCAUGACGUUUAUCACCAACGAUCAGUACGUCGGCGAGUUCAAGGACUCGAAGUUCAACGGGGCGGGAACCUACACCUGGUCCUCGGGCACGCAGUUGAUCGGCAUCUUCGAGAACAACUUCUGCAACCAGGUCGGCAAGAAGACGUACGCGAACGGCGGCGUGUACCUGGGAGAGCUCAGCGCAGACCUGGAGCACGGCCGAGGCGUCUUCGUGGACGCCAAGGGGGUGCGGGUGCUGGGCACGUGGGAGAAGGGCCGCCUGGUCGAGGAGCUGGUGGAGAUGAUCGUCCCUGCGGCCGAGGUGGACGGAGGCGGCGGCGGCGACGAGCGCGUGUUCGUCGCGACGCGCGAGCUCGAGGGGGAGCCGCCGGCGCGCACCCUGGAGGCGGUGGAGCAGGAGGGCCGCGCGGUGGUGCUGUUCGCCAGCGGCGACAAGUACAUCGGCGGGGUCGGCGGCGGCAAGCAGCAGGGCGCCGGGGCCUUCAUCUACGCCGACGGCGCCUGCCACAAGGGCGCGUGGGAGGCAGGCGCCCUGGACGGCGCGGCGCACCCGGGCGAGGGCGCGUCCGAGGAGGCGCGGAGGCUGAACGCGGUGAACGAGAAGAACGCCAAGGCGGUCGCCGAGCUGAGGAAGAAAGUCGCCGGGGAGAGGAAGCAGGUCCCCGCGGUCCCGGACAAGCCGUAGUCCUGCCGCAGGGGGUCGCACACGGAGUGAUUUUCCUGACUCUCUCGCUCGCUCUCUCUCUCUCUCUCUCUCUCUCUGUCUCUCUCUCUCUCUCUCUCUC
Prorocentrum cordatum is the source of this 2348-nucleotide messenger RNA. The record is from the annotation of a GenBank genome assembly. NCBI's taxonomy places the organism in Eukaryota, Dinophyceae, Prorocentrales, Prorocentraceae.